AUGGCGGACAACCAACCCAACAUGGCCACCAACCGGAUUUUAUCCCUGAUUGGACUAGGCUAUAACGCCACGUCCUUGACGCCGAUCGGCAGAGCCCUCCUGGCUGUCUAUGCCGUGAGCCUCGGCACCCAUAUUCUGCUCAUCAUUGCAGUAGUCAAGGCAAUACGCCCGCUGCUUUUGGCCUGGGUGAUCGUCACCAUCAUCUGCACUAUUGCGGCCCUGGCCAUCUACAUCUAUUUGACAGAUGUAGAAGUUACAAUCAUCAAUCGCUUGGCUGCCAUAGGAUUCUUCGGGUGGAAUGUGUCGAAAACGGGCCUCACUCUCAUCUGGAUCUAUUGGGGAGCACUCCUAAUUAUGACGGUGUAUGGCUGCCUUGUGGUGUUUUCGCACUACCAGAACCUCCGUGAAGCAGCACGUGGGCAGGGACAGCAGCAGAUGGUGGUGAUGGGCAACCAAGCCUACAUGGCGGGCAACCAAGCCUACAUGGCGGGCAACCAAGCCUACAUACCGGGCAACCAAGCCUACAUGGCGGGCAACCAAGCCUACAUACCGGGCAACCAAGCCUACAUACCGGGCAACCAAGCUUACAUGGCGGGCAACCAAGCCUACAUGGUGGGUAACCAACCCGCCAAGGUGGCCAAUCGACCCACGGCUUCCUACGGGUUUCUUUAGAAAGCAGGUUGACAUCACGUGGGUGGAAAGAUUGGCCGGCAAAAUGACAGGUCAAAGGGCCAAACAGAAACUGCAAUCACAAAAAUUCUAAAUACUUCCUGGCAGUCGAAACAUUUUUUGUGUUCGUUUUUUUAAAGUUUAAUAUUAUUAUAUUACUUCUUUUUACUCAAAUUACUGCCUUAUUCUAGGUUAAGUAGGCUGCUUUAGUUGCUGUACCACAGCUACCGAGGCAAUAUGAAACACAUAAAGUUCUUUGAUCACAAUCAUUUGUUUUUGCGACCCGACGUUUCGAUGACCGGUUGUCAUCUUCAUCAGGGUAUUUCUUACUAGUUUGCUGUGCACUGACGCUAGAUGUUACUUGGGAUGUACUGUUUUAACACUCUUAUCAUGAAGUAGUUCAUGGCAAAGCUAAUGGAUAGAAAGAGAUACAUGUUUAACUUUUGCGAUAAACUUGUUCUGUGCGUAUGGAGUUUUACAUAAAAGUAGAGGAAAAACGGAAAAGAGAAUAAGAAACGUGUGCUACAUGACAGAUAUAUAUAUUUAUCAGUUAUUCUUUUCGUUGCAUGUUGUGCAGAAUUUAUGUAUUAUUCUUCUGAGUCAAAUUUCAAGAACGUUCAGGCAAUAAGAAAUAUAACUAUCGACCGUUCCAAUCCCUAAUGUUAUGCCCUUAUCUAUGUACUCGCAACGUUCUAGCACGUCCAAAAUCAACAAAGCGCAUCCAAAUAGUGCAUGAGAAAUAUUAAU
Molecule: messenger RNA, 1416 nt
Organism: Branchiostoma belcheri (Belcher's lancelet)
Lineage: Eukaryota; Metazoa; Chordata; Leptocardii; Amphioxiformes; Branchiostomatidae
Exons: 6
Coding region: 1-672 (223 amino acids)
Source: RefSeq, a predicted model, not a curated record